This is a messenger RNA of Amoebophrya sp. A120, 1017 nucleotides long. NCBI's taxonomy places the organism in Eukaryota, Dinophyceae, Syndiniales, Amoebophryaceae. The record is from the annotation of a GenBank genome assembly.
AUGCAGCUGUUCACAGACAUGAUCCGCGGGCAGCCGCUUCUGUGCGGGCAGCUCUGCGUUCUCUUCUGCCUCGUUGUGCUUCUCGACUGGGAUAAAUCGUUGGUCCCGCCCCGCGACACGCAGUUCUUCGAAAACGACGCCAAACUCGCGAACGAACUGAAAAGCGACACCGUGUCCAGCUACUUUGUGAUCGCGUUCGCCUACUUUCUCUUCCUCCCGAUCUUCGUCACGGUGCCGAAUCUGAGCUCGCGCGGCUUUUCCCUCCGCUUCGUCGGCUCGUUUGAUAAGAGCAGGAAAGACGAGCUUUGCCCUUCACUUCUUUACUACCUCUACGCGGUCCUGGCAACGCAUUUCGUCACCUGCUGCGCGAAGAUCUACGUGGGCCGAAAAAGGCCGAACUUCUUUGCCGCCUGCGAGUACCAUUUUGCGGCCAACGCGAAGAAGGCGCCCUUGUUUCCUGGGAGCAGUUUGGUCAAGGGGGAGGUGCAGUUCUGCAAAAAGGACCCGAUAAGCGGAAUGGUAUACUUCUGAAAAUGAUGUAAUAAUUAGGUCUACUUCAUCAAGAACGAUUCGGGCUUCGUAAUCGUAGACUGACGAAAGAGUUUGGAAGGCAGUGGCAGAAGUCUUUUGUUCUUGCCUGAUCGAUGAUUUACACUACCUCAACAGCUGAGUUUCCCGUCCGGCCACGCUUCCCUUGCGUUCUCCAGUACCGUUUUCGUCGCGAUGGAGCUCUCUGGUAGGAUAUUUACGCAAGCGGCGCUUCUACUCUUUGCGGUGUUUGUCGCCUGCAGCAGAGUGGUGGACAACAAGCACCACCCCGAGGACAUAAUUGCGGGCGCUGCGCUCGGAACCGCGGUCAGCGCAAUGGUUCAUACGCGGAUGAUUCGCACGUACUUUGACAGGGAGAGUCCCGAUGGCGAAAAGAGCAGCGUGGUGAAUGGGGCGUAUAAUUCGUCACCAGUAGCACAAGAUAGACAAAUGAGCGGAAUGACAGGCAGGGAAAACAGGGCAGAAUGA